AUGCAUAAGCCAUACUCUGAGUUUAUAGAGAGGGAUAGCAAAAUGUCUCUGCAGCGAAUGAUAUACAUCGCACUCCAGAGCCUCACGGAAAAGGGCAUACAGGAAGGGCUCUUCAGAGGAAGCAAAACUGACCUAAGCAUGCGCAGCAUAUACAACAAGCUCUUUCCUAGCACACACAACUCCUCAGACUUUAUUGAGGCGCACAGGCUCAGGCUGUACGUGCAGGAUGGCAUGGAGAAGGAGGCGCUUGAGCAGCUGCGAAAGAUAAAAUAUUUUGAUGAUAAAACCAUCUUCUUUCUUCUAAACCAGUCCUUUCUCUUUGCAACUGUAAAUAAAAUGGCAAAUGUGAUCGAGGCAUUUUUUCUCAAGGGGUUUCCGCGGAAUGUAAAUACCCGGAUCUUUGGAAGCAGAAGCAACAUCGCGUUCCCCACAUACUUUCUUCUUGCGCUUGCUGUGCAGAAUCUGGCAAUUAUUAUGCUUUUCUUUAAGCGAACGAUUGACUACCAUGAGUCCUGGCACGGCCUGGGCCCUGUGCACCUGGCAGCGGUUAACUCCGACAUCCGUGUGCUAGACAUGGUGCUCACGUAUGGAGGAAGCCCGAUGGAGUUUACCACCACGCUGCAGUACUGCCUGCUGAACAAUCUGUUCAAAAAGCAGGACAUGCAGUACAACGUGGCAGGGCGCCCAAUUUACCCAGUGGACCUCGCAGCCGUGUCAAACAACUGGGGAUGCUUUCUUCUUCUGAUGAACAAGUGCCCAAAGUGCGCAGUUCACUCGCAGCACCUUCUGCACAUUCUGAACAGUCUGGAAAUGAUCAUUAAGGCCAUUAAUAUUGGCGCGCGCAUAGACAUACCUCUAGAAGACAGCUCAACAAUCCUCCACACCAAGACAUACCACAACAAGCCAGAGCUUGUGUCAUUCUACAUUGCGCUGAAUCUACCUAUAGAUGCGCUGAACAGGGCGCAUGUCUCUCCUCUGAGCCUUGCUCUGGAGCUUGAGUAUAGAGAGGUUGCCUGGGUGCUCUUGAUGAACAAAGCUAAGAUAAGUGAGAGCAUGCGCAUGCACCCAAUUAUACAAGAUAUUCAGGCCGGAUGGAAGCCAGACAGCGCUCUCCUAGAUAAGAUUGAGUACUAUAAGCAUGCAGCUUCCUACGUGGAAAUUGUCGACCACAAGCCCAAAGGCAGGUUUUCUAUCCGGAGAAUACUUACUCGAGAAAAGAGCACGCUAGAGGAAUCCUUGAAAAAACUAAACCAGAAGAUUGAAAGAGUUGAGAAAAGCGCAGAAGAGACAUUCAAGGCGCUGCCCAAAGAGGAGCUGUAUGAGAAGUUUACAGAGGUGGUUGCAAAGACAAGCACAAAGCUUCAAACUCCGUUCAAGUUCUAA
Nematocida ausubeli is the source of this 1383-nucleotide messenger RNA. RefSeq lists its product as uncharacterized. The coding region runs from base 1 to 1383 and encodes 460 amino acids. The record is from RefSeq and is a predicted model, not a curated record. The transcript has a single exon. Lineage: Eukaryota; Fungi; Microsporidia.